Messenger RNA from Xyrauchen texanus (razorback sucker), 3659 nucleotides. RefSeq lists its product as uncharacterized. The transcript is spliced from 6 exons. The coding region runs from base 58 to 1035 and encodes 325 amino acids. The record is from RefSeq and is a predicted model, not a curated record. Lineage: Eukaryota; Metazoa; Chordata; Actinopteri; Cypriniformes; Catostomidae.
CUACUGUGAGCUUGUCAUCUUAAAACAAUACAGCCUUGCUUAAAGACUCACGUAAAUAUGCUGCAAAUCUUGGCAAUAUUACUUUUCUUCAAUUUCACUGUCGUGUUCUCCACUGGUAAUCCUGGGAGUAAUUCAUCAUGUAACUACAAAGCAGUGGGUGAACAAGCUAUUAUUCCAAUGGGUGAGGAAAAAUUACAAGCUGAAAGCCAUAUUUCCUGGACGCAUAAUGAAAGGAGGGUGUAUGUUCAGAAGGGCAUGAAAGUUUCGGUCAACGUGUUCAACAUAGACCCCACUGGAGCUCUGAUACUGAAGAACAUACAGUUAGAGCAGUCAGGAAAGUACAUGGGUGAAGUCUAUAACAGUAACGGACGUCUUUUAAAGAAAAACGAAGAACAGCUCUGUGUGCAAGAGCCAGUGGCCGAACCUACAGUCAUAUUCAUGUGUGAAGAAAACAGAGUCACUCUAACUUGUAAUGCUACGAACCACUCUGAGGUUGUUGUAUCAUGGAUGAAAAAUGGAAAGACUGAGUCCAACAUGGCAAAUGCUGUUUUACAUGUAAACUCAUUUGACCUCAAGGCUGGAGAUAAGUUCUCAUGCACAGUCAAAAACAUGAUUAGUGUGAAGUCAGCAAAAGAAGUCCAGCCUCUAUGCUCUGAUUCAGGCCAACAUCCAAUGAAUGACAAUAAAGAAAAAGAAGUGAAGAGCGACAAGGGAAAUAUAAAAGACGACAUGUCUGAGAAGAAAUAUCUCUUUGGCUUGGACUUUUUGUGGAUGUUAGUGAUCCUGACUGGAGGUGGCACUUUCCUCCUCGUACUCCUCCUCAUUUGUAUAGUCUGUCUCUGCCGCUGCUGCAAACGGAGCGAGAAACUCGCGAAAGAGGAGCAAGAAUUUCGGCUUAUCUCUCUUAUGCCAGAUCAGCGUGAUUGCCAGUACAAUCAAGAAAAUGCAUCUCAAAGGCUAUCCAAAAGCCAGCGUCCUCUUCCACCCAUACCCGCCCCCAUAAUACCCCCUAGUGUUGAACCCUCUUAUAUUUAGACUAAUCUGGGACAAACAUUGAGACCACCAAUAUAAUCAUGUGAAAUAAGUAUUGUUUAUAUCAUGUUUAAUUUCUGAUUUAUAUAACAAUAGCCAAAAGUUUUGACAUACCUAUUCAUUUUGUAAAAUUUCAUGUCUGGGUAGCUCAGUGAGUAAAGAUGCUGGCUAUCACCCCUGAAGUCAAGAGUUUGAAUCCAGGGCAUACUGAGUGACUCCAGCCAGGUCUGCUAAGCAACCAAAUUGGCCCGGUUGCUAGGGAGGGUAGAGUCACAUGGGGUAACCUCCUUGUGGUUGCUAUAAUGUAGUUCUCGCUCUCUGUGGGGCGUGUGGUGAGUUGUGUGCGGAUGCCGCUGAGAAUAGCGUGAAGCCUCCACAUGCACUACGUCUCUGCGGUAACGCGCUCAACAAGUCACGUGAUAAGAUGCGCGGAUUGACGGUUUCAGAGGCGGAGGCAACUGAGAUUCGUCAUCCACACCCCCCUGAUUGAGGCGAGUCACUACGCCACCACGAGGACUUAGAGCAAAUUGGGAAUUGGGCAUUCCAAAUUAGGGAGAAAAGGGGAGGGAAAACAUUUCCACAUUGUAGAAUUAUCGUAAAGUCAACAAAACUCAAAUGGAAUUAUGGGAAUUAUGUAGCGACCAAAACAUUUUAAUUCUCAUUUCAGAUUUAUUUUCUUAAAAUGAGUUACCCUUUGCUCCCUCUGGACAUUCUCUCAACCAACUUCACGAAGUGUAUUCUGAGAUGCCUUUUAAACAGCACUGAAUGUGUUUACAUGUACGCUAGACACAAGUUGAUUGCUUUUCGUACAUUAUCUGGUCCAGUUAAUCCACUUAAAAAAAUGCAAAUUUAAUAAAAUAAAAAUGUAAUUAAAUUAUAGUUUUGUAAAAACAUUUAAACAUUUAGAUCAUACAGGUUUUAAAAAAAACAUACUUUGUAUUUAAAAACCCGUACAGUCAAGUCUAUGUCUAAACUUUUGUCUUGUAGUGUAUAUAUGAUUUUUUUCUACACAAACAGCAUAUCAAUAAUUCCCUUUGUGAAUAUAAAUAUUCCACUGAAACUAGGUCAUUUCCGCAGGUUAUAUGCACUUCUACAGGAACUAUUGUGAUUGUGCUCUGCAAGACCACCUUUGUACAUGCAAGCACAAUAGAAUUGCACUUUUCCUGUUUUAACUGAUCUUAGUCAAAUGUGGUUGCAAGAUCUGCUCUAACAAACUGCAUUACAUAAAUCUCUCCCACACAGUCACUCAGUUCAUAUAUAUUUUUUAGAUUUACUCUGUUCAUUAAUCGUUUCAAGCCACAAACAACAACCAAUUUUAUUUAAUAGUUAUAAGUUUUAAGGACAUAUUUAUGAGAGAAAAUUUUUGAUUGAAACUUGAAGAUGAUGGACAGAGCAUUUAUCAUCUAGCCAAAUUACACAGAGAGCUAUCAAAUCACAGUUUUAUUGAUGGAAAGGUUCAAGUUAAAUGCUUGAAAGGCCAUGAGGUUUCCCACAAGUGGUGUGUGAAAACUAUAAAGCUCUCUUGGUUGUUUAGGUUUGCACGUGUGAAUGUGGGCACUUCUGUUUGCUGUUUAUCAUAUUGAGCUUUGCACAGAAAUAUAAAUUUGCCCAUUGUGUGAUUCAAUAAAAUAUACUUUUAUUACUAAAUGUCUAGCGUCAACUUGAAAAUGUGAGUUGAAUGCUGCUUUUUGAGGUACGUUACACAAAGUCCAAAAUAAAACUUGAUUGUUUUUAGUGAGAAGUAAAUGGAAUAUGUUGGCAUCUUCAAUAUUUUCAGCUUUUAAUUAAAUUGCUGCAUGAUUUUAGUUGAAAUAUUAUGAACUUGCAAUUGCUGUAUUUUGCAUGUUUUUUUGCUUUUGACAUUUUAGUUUUAAUGGCUUCUUAUCUUAAAACAGCUAAUGAGAAUAAUUUCCAAAGUAUUUUAAUUUUCCAUUUGAGUAAAAUAUGUAUUUCUGAGCAACAAACAUUCUUCAACCGAUGUAUUGCAGUAGAGCAAUAACUUUUUUUAUUUUCAUUCUGAUUCCCAUGCUCAUCAUUUCAUCACUCACUCACACUAGCACAUAAUCUGAGCACAGCAGUGCAGAAACUAAAACCCCCUUCCAGAUAUACAUUUCACCAGAGACCAAAGUAUGUUAUUGAGACUUGAGAUGAGUUUCUGCUUACUUAAUUGUGUCAAAGAGAGGAUGUGAAGAAAUGACUGAUGAUAAUCUGUAACGGGCGACAUGUAUAUUCUACAGCGAGUACAGUACAAGUUACAACCCUGUUCAGAAUAGUAUGUAAGACGAUGAAGAAUUCAGCGCAAUGACAAGCAAAUGUUCUUACUGCAUGUGUCAUGACCUGGAAUGUACCUUCACAAACCACCACAAAUAAUACCCCACCACACACACACACACACACACACACACACACAUUGUACAAAGUGUUUUGCAUUCUUUCAAUCUCUCUUACAUAGUUUUGCACAACUUUUGUCCAAUACAGCAUCAGAAGAUUUAAUUUUCCCCUUCAUAUGACUUGAUUCUGGGAUUGGAUAACAUUUAUUCAUAUAUUUUGAAUAUUUUGUUUUAUAUGCUUUCUUUUCAUUUUAACUUAUGGGAUACUGCGUAUUUACUGUAAAUAGGUAUGUUGUU